CCGCCGAAUACACACGCUUUGACAUAAUCAAAUGUUUAGACUUUCCCGGUUAAAAUUCAUAACAAAUAAUUUUUCAGUUAUUUAAGUUACGAAAUAGUGAAUUAUGGCCGACUCGGGGACCCAGUGGAAAAAAUUGUGGCAGCUGAUUUCUGGCAACAAUUUAAACACCCCGAAAGAAAUCGUCUUGGAAAAGUUGCGGGAGGUGUCAAAGGAAUUGGUCGACGGUGUCAAAGAGCAACGUUCAUCAAGUAAAAACAAAAAUGAUGUUGAUCGAAAGCACAAGGAAAAAUUGCAACCAAUUCUGGACAAUCUUCAACAUCACUUCAACUUGGGCGAAACGAAAACGUGGAAUUUACUGUGCUCAUAUUUGCUUAACGAAUUCCAAGGUUCUCCAAAUUCACUAUUGAGCUAUCACGCAACGGAAGCAAAUAUGAAAAAUUUGAUGAACGAUAUUUGGAGGUAUUAUGCCAUGGAACGGCUGGUCAUGUUACGGAUUGUUCGACAUAUUCUCGAGUAUCAUAAAUCGACCGGACAUCCGUAUUCAAAGGAGUACAAUGUAAUUGCUAAAGAAGUAAAAGUGUCAGCGAUCCGUAAAUCGUAUAUCGAUCAGUUGGACUAUUUGAUAAAAGGCGAGGACAGCAUCGGUGGAAAAUACUUGACUCCGGCACAUAGUACCGGAUUGUUUAGUGAACAAAAUGGCCGGGAAAUAAUUGAAGUUUUACAAAUUAUUCUUCUGACGAUUGAGGCUGACGGCAUUCUAACGGAAGAGUUUAAACGACUUAUCGAUCUCUUCAAAAUGCAUUCAUUUGGCCGUCAACAAUGCGGACUGAAUGAUGCCAUGAUAACGAAAAUUGUUUACAGUGAACUGGCAGUUUUCAUGAAGUGUGUGGACGUGCGACGGCUAGUCGACCAAUCAUCAUGGAUCGACGAAAUCGUCAAACUGCUGGACGAUCAAAUUGUGUCUUUGUAUCAAAAUCCAGAACACGGACCCAUUCUUUUGUCAUGGAUGAUUAUGUGCAUGACAUUGCCGAAAAUCCAGGAAGACGACGAUAAUAUUUUGAAAUAUCAACAGUUUGGUACACGAGCGGUGCACUUAGGGGUUUUUAACUAUUUGUGUGUAAUGAUACGCCAUCCCAUGUAUGGAGAUCGAUACAGUGUCAUUGGUCGCAUUGUUCGCAAAACUAUUUACAACAUUUUGAAUGAAUUGUGUGAUCUGUUCGAUGGUGACGGUUCUGUGGCUCGGCAUAAGAACAUUUACCAGCUACUCAGCGAAUUACUGAGAACGUACACUAUCGCAAACGAUUUCAUUGGUCGGGAUGACGGAUGCGUGUCCUUGUACAACACUGCCUGCAAUAAUUUUCCCGUGGAUUUUAUUUCAUUAUCAAUGAUAGCGGAGUCAUUAGCGCAUAGUGAUCCUGAGCACUACACAUUCAGUCGUCAGCAACUUGAAAAUCUACCAAUUUAUGCCGAGGUUUACGAUUCUGAUAAAAUCCAACUGAAACCGUCGUCCUCCGUCGAAGACGAAUUUAUUUUGCUUGAGAACUAUUCACCGUUCCCGAAAAUUGAUUUCACCAUACCAUCUGGCACGGCCGUACUGAUCACCGAACGUAAUAAUCAGACAAUCGUCCAUUUCAAAAUCAAACUGAACUACUUUGUCGCUCUACACAACGAAAUAAACAAUUUUUUGGCCAGUACGCUACGGUACACCGAAGUCGACUCGUCGUGUCGAACUAACGUCGAAUGUGGCUUAAAAUUUCUAGCGCUGGCAGUUCAAAGUGUUGAAGACACCAGCGGAAUUAACAGCGAAAUGGUGCAUCCGAUCGAAAUGGUGUUCGACAUAUUGAUCAAAUUCAAAAAUGCUCAAGAGCCGCCAAUUAAACUACUGGCUGGUUGCAUAGAAGUUUGUUCGGCACUGACACCAUUAUUCCCGAACGAAAUACAUGUUCGUGUUGUGAAUUUAAACAUUUUGCCGUAUGUCACGAACGACAGCCUGGAUUAUCAAGCAUACAGCAAUGGGGUGUCAUUCGAGAGCGGAUUGGUUGGACAUUACUUGGUGAAUUUUGAGAAAAAUAGCGGCAAAUAUGAUUUCCUGUUGUCGUAUUUGAAUUUCGUGAAAAGAUAUUCGAAUCUAAAACUCAACAAUGUCAUGGCAGUGGAAAUACCAAAUCUUAUUUUCAUGCUCAGAGAAAUUUUCCCGCAUGUUGAAAUGUGGCGAUUCGAUAAAGAGGCCGAUCGACAACAGAUCUACACCAUUGUGAUGCAGUACUUUUUCGAAAUUCUUCAAUCCAGUGCCGAGCAGUCAUUAUUGAGGAACAUUUGUGUAUUCAGUCUUCUGAACAACAAUAGCCUCAUUCUGUUGCGAUUUGUCGCACUCGGAAAUGACACAUUACAGUCAAUCAUGAUGAACGAUCCAAAUUGGAUUACGGCUUCUCAGUCAGGAAUAAACGUUCUAGUUCAACGGUCGAUGACAAUUCUGAUGCAAGUGUUGCGACUACGAUACAAAGUGUUUAAAGACGACCGUCAACUGUCGCCUCUAGAAUCUAUAAUUUACACUCAGCCGAAAAAAUUAGACAAUCUCCGCAUUAUUCGCGUCGUGACGAGCUACAUGGGCAACAUUUUCAACCACAAUCUACCACUACUCGCCUGUCGAUUGCUACGACGAUUCGCUAUCGAAUUUCAAAUGUCCAUGUUGGCCUGUCUAGACAUGGAACCAGAUCAGAUUCGUUUGAUGUUCCUACAACGACUUCAAGACGAAAUGGAAAGCGACGAACUGAAAGUGAACAUAAUUGAGUUUGUAGAGGCUUGCAUAAACAAGCAGCCAGGUUUGACGGAAGUUUUCUUCAAAAUUGACUACGGAAUGGAGUCACGUUUCUUGCCCCGACCCAAGAAUAUGGCCGAAGGAAUCUUGAUUUACAUGUCACAGUAUUUGGAGACGAUCUCGGAGAAUUCGGAUACCAUAGCUAACAAGCAACUAAGCGGCAUUAUGUCAUUGUUCCAUGCAAUCUGGAAGAAUAAUAUGCAGUCUCUGGUGCAGAACCUCACAACAAAGCCAAAUUUUUGGCCAGCAAUAACUAGUCCACUACACGGACAAAUUGAUCCAGACACGAAGGCGUACUCUCAAAUUUUCAACAUUCUCGGUAUCGAGCUCUUUCGUUGCUCGGCCAACUUCAAAUUGAAUGACAAUUUGCACAAAGCUUUUGAGACGUUCUUGAAGGCGGAUGUGUUUAAUAAAUGGAUUGAACAUGUGCUAACAUUACCGGAUGAUACUAUCGAGGAUGUUCUCAUCGAUGAAACACCAGAAUGGCUGUGUCGGUUGCAAUCGUUUAAAGAUUUGUUGGUAAUGCUUGUGAGGAAGGAACAACAUGUCAAAUUGCUGACGGAACAGGGAAAGGUUAAUUUCACCAACAAAUGCAUCGAUGUAUUGGUGGAACGAUCGAAUUGUACUGAAGAUUUUCGACCUUUCAUCAUUUUGUCGGAGGUUUACCUGUUGGUCAUAUUAAGCAUGGACGACAUCCAUCGGCACAGUGAACAAAAACUGGAUAAAAUGAUUACACUAAUCAAUAACGUCGCUGUGUCGUACGGUGAUAUACACAGUCGGGCUAAAGAGUCAAUACUAGCACUGGCGUUCAAAACGAUUGACAUUCUUCCAGAAAACCGGUUCGGUGAAAAAAUAUCCGGUUUCAUUCGGUCCAUAACGGACAUAAUUUGCUUCGAAAUUACACAGACUGAAAUUGAAAUCUACAAGAACAAGAAGGGUACAACGCAACCGAAUAAAUCGAAUUUGUCAUUUAUUCUGGCCAUCAAUUUGCUGAAGAAAAUUACGAUGAAUUUUGUGCAAGAUGAGAUGAAGGAAAUUACAAGGCAUUUGAUCGCAAGUAAAUUGUUCUACCGAAUGUUCAGCUGCUUGAACCUCACAUUGCAUUUGUAUCCUUUACGUCGAAUUGUCAUCGAAAUGUUAGAUUUCCUAACAAUAUUCGCCGAAUCGAGCUGCUCACACCAGCUACUGCAUUGUGAAAUUGCGCAUAGUUUGUGGUUGAAAUUGAUACCGCCAGAGGAGUUGCGACACUUCCGUUCCAAUGGACCGAUUGACGGGCAAUGGAAUGCGGCUGAUUGGUGGCCAAUAUACACUCGAGGCGUUGAGUUUGUGUUAACAAUGCUGCGGAAACAUGGUCAACGGUUUCGCAACGAUGCACUGCUGUUUGUCAGCGUACAUGAAGAGUUUCUGAUUGAAUCAAUUUUGAAAAUAACGAAACAGGCACUGGACAAUCAAGCAAUGACUUUGAUAAAAACGACAUUGGAAUUGGUGUGCGAACUGUUGAAUUUUCAGAGAGAUUGGAAUUUAGAGCACUCGACGAGCAUGACGAAUUUAAUGCGUUGCGUACAAAUGGUCAUCGAUCGAUCAGUUUUCCUACUUCACCGUCCGAAAAUUUUGAAACAAAUGAUGGACAAGGAAACCAAAUUGGAACACAUGUCCUUUAUGGAAAAUCUGACACCCUCAGAUGAACUUAUCGGAACGAUGAACAAUCUCAUCGAACUAAUCGUCAUUGGUAGUAAAUGUUUGCUCGUCUUCAGUCCAAAGCUGCUGAAUCUUUUAACAGACUCUGAGUUCUUGGUUUCACGAUGGAAACCGCUAUUAGAGAUCCAGUUUAAUGCACCAAAAUUGAACAACGACUCCAACGAUCUUCAACUAUCGAUCGGAACGAUUCUAAGCGUUGCUUGCUUAUUAACCAGAGCUUUGUCGUUGCAAUCAUUCGCGUUCCACGAGGAACCGUUGAACGACAUCAGUCAAAUCAAUCCCGAAGAAACGACCGACUAUUUACAAUCUAGCAGUUUACCAUUAAUGGAUAGAACCGAUCGUGUUACAUUUAACAAGUCCACAUCGUUGACUAUGUCUACAACAACUGCACUGCCAUCCGAGAUACUUUCAAAUUUGGACGAAAAAAUAUGUUUUACUGCUUUGGAAUACGUACUGACGCUGCUGGCAUCGCAAAGUCUGUUAGCAUUGAAGGACAUCCACUUAUCGAACCGAAAUAAGCAACUGAUUAAACGGGAGCUAUCUACCGAGCUGCACAUCUUCCACGAUUGGGUGAAGAAAACUCUGCGCCUAGAUUUGAACAAGACUCCACUGCAUCGUAAAAAGUAUGGCUUGAAGAUGUUUUCUGCGGUUUCUUCUGCCGAUCCAGUUAAUUUGGUUGGGAGUGCAGUUCCUGCCAAAAAAGGAAAUUUGGGUGGAGCGGGUGCGGAUUUGUUUUUCAAUCGGAAAGAAAACUUGAUCCCCGGUCGGAGUUCAGGAUUUCUAGCAGAAAGUACGCCAAUCGGUCCGAAACCCAAGGUGACUAUAGCGACCAUAUCAACUGCGAUGGAUCAGGAUAUCAACACCACUUACACUGUUGACCAAAAUGUUUUCAACGGACUUUCGAUUGUUAAAAUCGUCGAAGAGGAUUACGUUCAUUUUCUGUCGAACAUUUUUACGUUAAUCUGCCAAAGUGAAUAGACUAUGGAAGUAGUUAGGAGACUUGGAUGUGUCAACUGCCUAUUUGUGAAAUAAAUAAUUGAUAAUUUUGAA
Molecule: messenger RNA, 5566 nt
Organism: Bradysia coprophila
Lineage: Eukaryota; Metazoa; Arthropoda; Insecta; Diptera; Sciaridae
Gene: Nup188
Product: nuclear pore complex protein Nup188
Biological process (GO): RNA export from nucleus; protein import into nucleus
Cellular component (GO): nuclear pore inner ring
Molecular function (GO): structural constituent of nuclear pore
Source: RefSeq, a predicted model, not a curated record